AUGCUAUGUCGGUCACGGACAGAAAAAGAAGAACAACAAUCUCCACAACCAGUUAUAGCUGCAUUUCUUUCUCGAUUUAAACUAAAAUCUUUACUAUUAAAACGAAAAAAAUUCAAACAAGCAACUGGUAUUCCGAUCUUUAAAGAUGUAACAAGUACUGAUUUGGUCUUCCCAGGAGAUUUUAAUGCACAUUGUUACGAAUGGUGUCCUACGAAGGCUUCUACUCUCGAAGGUAAAAAGUUCUAUGAGUUUGCUAAGGACGUACAGCUUUUUCAAAUUGUUGAAAAACCUACUCGUCCGAAAUCAUCCACUGGUUUAGAUUUAAUUUUUCUUAAUAAUUUGAAUUUAGUUGAGAAAAUAGAAAUUUUACCUGAAUUAUGUUGUACAUGCGAUCAUAAUGUAGUUAAAUUCAGUAUCACUAUAGCUCAACUGCCUGUCACGCAAUAUAGUAGAAAGAUCUAUGAUUAUAGAAGAGCAAAUUGGGAUGUUUUUCGUGAUAAAUUAGCAGAAUUGGAUUGGAAUGAGCUAGUUGAGGAUGGAGAAUUAGAUAAUAGGGUUCUGCUAGUUGAAAAAAUGAUUUUAUGGAUAGCUGACUUUGUGGUACCAUAUAAAAUUAUUGUGGUUAAGUCUAAUGAUCGCCCUUGGUUUAAUGAGACUUUACGAGAGCUACUGAAGAAAAAACAUGAGCUUUAUAAAAUCGAUUGUAGAUUUAAGACGACAAGUUCGGCGGCUAAUUCGAGAGGAGCUUCACAUGAUUUUGAGAAAGCGUGUAAAGCCGCACAAAAGAAUAUUAUCGGAAGUUAUCAGCUGAGAUGA
Messenger RNA from Didymodactylos carnosus, 816 nucleotides. The record is from the annotation of a GenBank genome assembly. Lineage: Eukaryota; Metazoa; Rotifera; Eurotatoria; Philodinida; Philodinidae.